AUGGCCGAUUUAUCACAUCUGAUAGACCACAUUCCACAGAGUAAUGAACAACAACGUAGUACACCCACAUGUUGUUGCGGGCGCAAAGAUUGCGCAUAUCUCGUUCAUAAUGGGGAGGUUUUGGAUAAACUUGAAGGGGAUGUGACGUUGGCAGCUCAGAUGGGCCAGGCUCUUCUAGAAAGGCACGAACACUAUAUGGUCGAUGCGGAACGAGAACGUGCAAAGAUGACGGCGAAGAUUGAGCAGUUGGAGGUCGAUAAGAGGGAGUUGGAGGUUAGGAACGAAAAGACGAUUGAGGAAAAUAAAGGGCUACUAGAUCAACUAGACGGGAUGAACAGUAGUUUUGAGGAAUCGGAACUACGGAUCAAAUUACUCGAGACGACCUUACAGAGUACGCACACCGAAAUGAAACGCCUAGAGACUUUGGCCUCGAGAACAAAUCAGCUGGAAAAAGACUUAGCAAUCUUAGAGGAGGAACAACAUACUUUACGAAACACGAUUAUACACUCGGAAGCAGAAGAGCGCACUGCAUUACUGAGGUGGAAGAGAGCGGAAAGAGGAUUGUGUGAUUUGCAAGAUCAACUGGAGAGAAUUGAACGAGAGGCACGAGAGGAAAAGGAACGACAUGUGGAGAUUUUGGGUCGUAUAGAGAGACAACGCACAGUCGAAAGAGAACUAGAUACGGCCGCAUGUCGAUUGAAGGGUGCCGCUGCUAUCACAACUGGAAGAACCAAGCAUGGUACUAGUGUUGUAUCACAUUUUGUGAAAGAUAUCCUACAAGACAAUGCGAAUCUACAACUUGGGAUAGUGGAAUUGAGGGAUCUGUUGAUGAAUUCGAAUGAUGAAGUGCAGAUCUUGCGGGAACAGUUAUUGAUGCAUCAACCAAUGUACGGGGAUGAUACCGACAACGAAACUCAGCAGCGAACUUUAGGGGCAGAACUUGCGCCAAGCGAACAAGAAUCCGAUUCACGACCACAAGACCCGCAAGUUAUUUCUCAAACACUUCAUAUACAUCAUCAUUACCAUACACCGAGGAAAGAGGAGACACGCAAGCCGAAAAAGAAGAGAACCUCUCUGAAUUCCAGUAUCUUCUCUCCACUUAGUCGAAGUCCACAAUCUCCACGCAUUUCUAGGGGUGCAGAGAAUGCCAUACUAUCCCAAACAGCAGUCACAGUCCCAAGUCCUAAUAAUACCAAUAACCGAUGGUCAGUUCAAUCAAAUCAACUGUCGGAUUUUGCUCCUUCGUCAGUGCCAUCAUCCCCACAAUCCAUGUAUCGAAACAGUGCUUUAUUCGAUCGAAACUUCGACGUCGAUUCAUCUCCGACUUCACCUACCUCGAGUAUUGACCCAUUGUCCCCUCGAAUUCAUCCUUCGUAUCACAGAAAACGCUCAUCUGAAGUCUCAACACGAAGCUUUGCGGCUACUACUAAUUUUCAACCACAUAAUAUAAUCCAUGAAGAGGAGGAUGGCGAUUCUCAUGAUGUUUCAGACCUACAGAUUGCCGAUGUUCCUUCUCUCACGGAUGAUUCUUCCAAUCCUACCACUUCGGAUGUUUCUGACGAUACGGUCGAUGAAUGGAUGCCUCCCCAUUUUGGUCCCAGGCUACGCCGUUCUUCAUCCCAUGAAUCUAUUGUCUCAAUUUCAGGCAUUGAUAUCCAUACAUUGAAAGCACGACCUUCACAAAUAAAUAUGACCUCCGCACGGGCAAUAAUACGACCACGAUCUAGGCUUUCUACUCCAACAACAGCAUACUCCACGGAAACCAUUACCAGCGCAUCUAUGAUUACAGCUCGGCCGACAUUAUGUCGGACUGGACAUAGUAGUACAAGUUACCUUCGCUCAAAUAUCGGAUACACAAACUCGACAAGAUCACCCAGCAAUGACAGAACUUCCAUUCGAUCCACCUCAUCCAAUGAAGGCAGAAGCAAUGGUCUAGGAAAGAAAGUCGGUGGCUGGGUCUUUGCUCGUUGGGCAAUAUCUCCUGCUAAAUCAAUUAAUGAUCUUAGAAGUACCUCGGAAGCUCAGAUACCAAUUCCUCCACCAACAAUUCGAGCCGUUAGUACACCAUCUAUCUCAAUAACUCCAGACCCUUUAAGGGCUAUAAUGGGGAGAGCUGCUGGUAUUAAUCAGAAAGGUCCAAUUCCGGGGUUCAGACAGACGGAAAAGGCGCCUAGCAAGGUUAUUCCGGAUACAGUUGAUCAUGAUGCUUUGGCUGAGGUAUUCGAGGAAUGA
Sclerotinia borealis F-4128 is the source of this 2232-nucleotide messenger RNA. The record is from the annotation of a GenBank genome assembly. Lineage: Eukaryota; Fungi; Ascomycota; Leotiomycetes; Helotiales; Sclerotiniaceae.